AUGGAUGAGGAAGCCACCCUUCUUGCUUCUUCUCCUGUCCCUCAAGGAGAUGGGAUAUCACUUAUCUCUGAAUCAGCAUUCAUGGAUUCUGCAACGUGUAACCCACAAGAAUGCAUUGAAUGUGCGAUUGCAAAUGGAAUGAAAUCCCUCGUGUCAGUAGCCAAGCAAUUGCAGCAUGAAGGGUUUGGCACUCAGGUAGCUGAACUCAUUAAAUGUGCCUUCAAGAAACUGAGAGCUGCGAAGGAGCUGGCUGAAAGCAAACAGAAUGCAGCCGAUUCUCACAACCAGAUGUUCCUUGCUGAGCAGCAGAAUCUGGAAGAAGAAAAGAAGCAGAAAAAAAAGGAUCUCUCAUUGUUGGAACUCAAUCUGGAAUACAACAAAGAAAUGGUAAAGAUGCAUGAAGACAUGGAGAAAACUGCAAACAAACACCUGGAAAAACUGCAGAAGGAGCUGAACAGUGUUAAAAAAAAUGAAAAGUUGGAGAUAUAUAUAAGGAACUUCUUCAUAGUUUUCUUGCCUCUUUACAUCCUCAUUGUUUCAGUGCAAACUGUGCAUGAAGCUCUUCAUAUAACAGAGGAUACUCAAUUUUCCAUCUCCCUAAGUGUGGUGGCAGGCAUUUGUCAGGCCUCUGUCUACAUGACUCACAUGAUGGUAAAGGAACUGGAAAAUGUCAUCCAGUACUACACAAGCAAGGUUUAUGAGUACAAACAGCAAGUUAAUGAAUAUAAGAAGAAAGAAAAGGAAAUCCAGAAGGAGAAAGAGAAAUGCGAAAAGACCAACGAUCAAAAAGCAACUCUUUCAGCACAUCAAACACACAAGCUGGACAUGUAUGUCUCUUCCCUGCGGGUUGUGGUGGAGUUGCUUGCAGAUCCCACAAACAGUUCCUUUGAGUGCUGGUCCAUUUUGCAAAAAGUUUAUUGCCGCCUGCUGCCAUUAGUGGGAGAGAAAGAAGACACACCAAAAAGAGAGGAACUGGUUCAAAAGCUAGAAUCCAUUGUUAGAAAGUUUGUAGAAAAUCACAGGGCUAUCAAAGGCAAGAAUUAG
Messenger RNA from Alligator sinensis (Chinese alligator), 1044 nucleotides. RefSeq lists its product as uncharacterized. NCBI's taxonomy places the organism in Eukaryota, Metazoa, Chordata, Crocodylia, Alligatoridae. The transcript has 2 exons. The record is from RefSeq and is a predicted model, not a curated record. The coding region runs from base 1 to 1044 and encodes 347 amino acids.